Fraxinus pennsylvanica is the source of this 1086-nucleotide messenger RNA. Lineage: Eukaryota; Viridiplantae; Streptophyta; Magnoliopsida; Lamiales; Oleaceae. The record is from the annotation of a GenBank genome assembly.
AUGUUGUCAUCCUCUUUCAUUUGGUACGCACUCAUAGUAGUUGCAGUGAUUUCUUUCCUUCAUGGAUCAACAAAGAAGAAGAAGAAAUUGCCCCCAGGUCCAAGAGGGGUCCCUAUUCUAGGACACCUUCACAUGAUAGGCAAAAAUCCUCACCAAGAUUUACAUAGGAUUGCCCAAAAACAUGGUCAUAUAAUUUACAUGCAAUUUGGGUUUGUCCCAAACAUCAUAGUAUCCUCCCCUCAAGCAGCUGAGCAGUUUCUUAAGACAUAUGACCUUGUUUUUGCAGGCAGACCACCCCAUCAGGCUGCUAAGUAUCUGUCAUGGGAUCAAAGGAACUUGUCGUUUGGGACUUAUGGCCCUUAUUGGCGCAAUAUGCGGAAAUUAUGUACCUUAGAAUUGCUUAGUAGCCUCAAAAUAAGUUCUUUCCAACCUAUGAGAAGGGAGGAGCUUGCCCUUUUGGUCGAAUCGCUCAAGCACGCAGCACUUGAACGCGUUUCUGUUGAUCUUAGUGCAAAGGUUUCUUCUCUAACAGUAGAAAUGAGUUGUAGGAUGGUGUUCGGUAAGAAGUAUGAGGAUAAGGACAUUGAUGAAAGAGGGUUCAAAGUUGUGAUUCAGGAGGGAAUGAAAUUGGCAGCCAUUCCUAAUCUUGGGGAUUAUUUUCCUUUUCUUGGAGUUCUUGAUCUUCAAGGAUUGACAAAGAAAAUGAAGGCGCUUAGCAAAGUUUUCGACGACUUCUUUGAGAAGGUUAUUGACGAUCAUGUUAGAGCUGGGGACCAAGGCCAAACCAAAGAUAUUGUUGAUACCAUGAUGUCCAUUGUGCAAUCCGGAGAGACUGAGUUCCAAUUUGAUCGUCGUCAUAUCAAAGCCAUUAUGCUGGAUAUGCUUGCGGCUUCAAUGGACACUUCAGCAUCAACAAUGAUAUUGUAUUUCAAAACGACAAUGAGUGCAGAGGUUGUCGAAACUUUUAUUUGGAACACGCUCAGAGUAGUUGCAGUAUUUUCAUUUCUUCAUGGAUCAACGAAGAAGAAGAAAUUGUCCCCAGAUCCAAAAGGUCUCCCGGUUUUAGCAUAUCUUUACAUAGGAUAA